Messenger RNA from Mya arenaria, 3611 nucleotides. RefSeq names its product regulator of microtubule dynamics protein 1-like. Bases 41 to 1120 code for a protein of 359 amino acids. The record is from RefSeq and is a predicted model, not a curated record. The transcript is spliced from 9 exons. Gene Ontology annotation, molecular function: microtubule binding. Gene Ontology annotation, cellular component: mitotic spindle pole; spindle microtubule; cytoplasm. NCBI's taxonomy places the organism in Eukaryota, Metazoa, Mollusca, Bivalvia, Myida, Myidae.
UUUGACAGCGGGGUCCGAACUCCAAACUUUUCGCUCAGAAAUGAACUUUUUUCGACAACACGGCAGCUUUCUGGCGUCAUGUAGCGCUGGGGCGGUUCUCUGCUUCAUGUACUGGCGAAUGACAAACAGGAUAAUGAAAGAACUGCAGAGUCUGGAAGGGGUCAUAGAACAUUUGCAGAGACAGGUUGCGGAGUUGAAGGAAAAGGUUGAGAGUUCCAGCAGUGGGGCCCGCCGAAGACGGACACGCCCCGGCAGCGGCUUCAUCACUGCCAGCAGCGGCGAUGAUGAUGAUGAUGAAUAUGAACAGGCUUAUGGGGGGAGUGACUAUGAUUCCUUGCAUGAAAUCGAAGACCAGAUAAUAGUUCCAGUGAGAGAGCCUGACAGCCCACAGGGAGAGGAAGGGGAGGGAGGUGACAUUUUCAAGGAGGUGGAUCAGCUGCUGGAAGGGAGGGAUGCUGAUAAGGAGAAAGCCUUUGAUAUAUUGCAGAGAAACAGGAACAAGCACUUGACAGAUGUUGAGUAUUACUGGCGAAUAUCAAAGACGACUUUCCAGAUAUCUCAGAUCGUCGGAGCUCAGGGGGAUGCAGAAAGAAAGAAACGGCUCAUCUACGAGGCUAAAGACCUCGCUCAGACUGCAAUAGACCUGGACAACACCUGCGCUAAUGCUCACAAGUGGUUUGCCAUCACAAUAGGCAGUGUGGGAGAAUAUGAGGGCACCCAGCAGAAAAUACAAAAUGGAUACAUUUACAAGGAGCACAUAGAGAAAGCAAUCAGUAUUAACCCGGAUGAUCCGUCCAACCACUACCUCCUGGGUAGAUGGUGCUGGAGUGUAUAUAUGUUAUCGUGGCUGGAGCGUAAGGCGGCGGCCACCCUGUUUGCUACCCCACCCUCUGCAACCAUUGACGAGACACUCACACACUUCCUGAAGGCCGACAAGCUCAAUCCUGGAAAGUGGAAGGAAAAUAUACUGUUUAUAGCAAAGUGCUACAUUGAGAAGAGGGCUUACAAACAAGCGGUGGAAUGGCUGAACAAAGGGCAGCAAAUACCAACUGUUAGUCAGGAUGACAAACAGUCUGCAACAGAGAUUACAGCUUUGUUAUCAAAGUACCAGGGAUAUUAACAUCAUGUGCUCAUAUCUCUCCUAUUUUCAUACUAUUUAUCAGUUAUUGUUUCAAUGAAAUGUGCUAGUAUUGGUGACUGAUAAAUGUGUAAUAUUGUGUUUGUACACUUCUUGUAUGUUUUGUUGAACAUAACUUGAAUUAAUGUACAAACGGCCAUACCAAUUUAAUUUUUUGCUCUACAUAUUUUGGUCAAUAAAAUCUGGAUUGAGGGAGCAAAAUAAAAUCCAUUUAUCCAUUUUGAUUAAAAACAGGAGAGGGUGAAGCCAUUUUUACAAUAUUAUUAAUAUAAUUAAUAUUUAAAAGACUAAUCCUAUAUAAUUACAAAAUCAUUCACCCUUUCCAGUGUAAGGUUUGUUUAACUCUUUCUUCUUUGGAAGAGGGGGGGGGGGGGGUUAUCAGUCACUCUAGUAAAAUUGUGUAUUGUCUGAAUUAGUAGGUACAGUAAUUCCAUAAACAAAACCUCAAUUUUGUGUGGUCUAAUGAUUAAUUCACCGUCUACAAAUGUUGGUGAGAAUGUUUCAUACAUGUCUUUUCUCGUUUGUUGCCAUACACAAACAUCAUCAAGCUGCUUGUGUUCUGGAAACAAUAGAGAGGUUGCAAAACACUGCCUGUAUGAGUACGUCUAUGUGUGGACUUAUUUUGGUGCACGAGGUCAUCCAGGUAUAUGGACAUUGUACAAGCUUAGGAUUACAUGUAUGAUAGCGCCAGGAAAGCGAUUUAUGCCAUUACAGCAAGUCUACAAGUUAGUUUAAAUAGGAAUAAAGUGAACCACUUCCAAAUUCAACUGCAACUUUGAUCUGUACCUGUAGCUACACAAACAUUUUCAUGUACAAGUCAUGAUUUAUAAACUCUGUUAUAUUUUAUAGUUCAUGUCCGGAUAUUGUUGAAAAUUAAUACAUGUAUUGUUUUAAUCUAACGAUUAAUGUAUUAAUAAGUUCAUGUAAGUCUCAAACGUUUUUUGUGAUAUUUUGGGGACCAAAGAACUAUGUGCCAUUUCAUCUCAAUUCAUGAUAGAUAAGAAUGAAUACAGGCCUCAACAUAACUAACAUAUUAUCCAGUGAAUUUAUUAGGCUGUGUGACUUCAUUUAUCAGGCCAGUGUAUCAUAAAAUGUGAUGGUCUAACAUUUAUAAGGUAAUUUGUAUUCCUCCAUUUUAAUAAUUUGUCUUUAUUCCUAAUACAUGAACGAACACUUACACUAUUUUUGUAAUAUAAAUCAUACAUUUAUUUUUGUAAAUCUGUAGACAUGUUUAUACAAUCAUUCUUUAAUUUGUGAAGAAAUGGUUGUUUGGAUACAAUGGUUGUUUAUUUUGCAUUAGUUGUAUAAACCUGUUGCUUUUGAAUACUGUAAGGUCUGUGACAUCAUGUUAAUGGCAAUGUCUUUUAUAAGCAGUUAAAAAAAUAUUUUUCUGCAACAUUGUUAGAGAUUAUGUUCCCUUUUCUUUAAAUAGAAAUCAGUCUCCGACUGUGUUUCAGAUCAGUUUGCGUCUACUUGAGUAGAGAAUGAGACAUAUUUUUAGCUCACCAGAGCAUGAAGUGCUCAAGGUGAGCUAUUGUGAUCGGUCUUCGUCCAUCGUCAGUCCGUCCAUCAACAAUUGCUUCAAAAACAUCUCUGAAACUACCAGGAAAAUUCAAUGAAACUUUACUGGUAGCUUCAUGGCAUUACCCUUUACAAAUAUAAAACAAGGCAUCGUCUACAGUAAGGAUAUGUUUAAAUGGCAACAAUUAUAUUUAGCUUUAUCACAGAGUGGUGGCCCUUUGCAUAGGUGAGCGUUUUAGGGCCAUCUUGGCCCUUUUGUUUAAAUUCAUUUGUAUAACUACAGUACCGGGUACCCCUGUUGGCAAAGUUUUCAAAACUGUGAUAAAUGCUUACAUUACUAAACAUUAUGUUCUAUAUGAUUGAGAUUGUCUGCCUAUUUAUUCUAGAUACUUUUACCAACCUUAUCCAUUCAGAGUUGAUCCAGGAUUGUACAUUUGGUGCCAUGAAUUUAACUACAUAAGGUAUAUUUGUGACUGCUUUUCAGGCACAUCAUUGUUUUUAUGUCCAUCUAUUUUGUUAAAAUCAAAAUUCUGUCUUUGUACCACUCGGGUAUAUGCAUGUGCAAUUGGAUGUUCAUACCUUACAAGUAAACAGCAAUAGAUAUUUAAAGCCUGUUAUAUAAAAAUAAUCAUGCAUGUUUAUUUGAGUUUUUAUGACAAUCUAUUUCAGUGCAAAGUGUAACAAAUUUGUGAUGUCUUAUGAAGCCCUUAAUGAUUGCUGUUGAUGAUGCCUGUGAUGUUACUUAAUGUUACCCAUUGUUGAAAGCAUAAAGGGGACAUUAAAGCGCAUUCUACGACGGUUGUUACCUUCAUGCCAAUACUACUUGCUGCUCAAAUUUAAAGAAACAUGCUUCAAAUACUACGAAUAUUCAUCUGUUGUUUUAACAGAAGUAAAACAUUUAAUUUGCAAUCUGAUGUUUGAUGUAUAUGUUGAAUAAAAUACGUUUAGACUU